Molecule: messenger RNA, 851 nt
Organism: Panicum hallii
Lineage: Eukaryota; Viridiplantae; Streptophyta; Magnoliopsida; Poales; Poaceae
Product: SNAP25 homologous protein SNAP33
Exons: 5
Coding region: 17-796 (259 amino acids)
Cellular component (GO): SNARE complex; plasma membrane
Molecular function (GO): SNAP receptor activity
Source: RefSeq, a predicted model, not a curated record
AUUGCUGACGGCAAAGAUGCCACGCGGCGCCAAGCCCGCGGCUUCGUCGAAGCCGAACCCCUUCGACUCCGACUCGGACUCCGAGUCCCAGCCCACGAAGAAGUCGUCGGCGGCGUACCAGGCCCCCGCCGACGCCAAGAAGCGGUACAAGGACGGGUUCCGCGACGCCGGCGGGCUGGAGAACCAGUCGGUGGAGGAGCUCGAGCACUACGCGGCGUACAAGGCCGAGGAGACCACCGACGCGCUCGCCGGCUGCCUGCGCAUCGCCGAGGACAUCAAGCAGGACGCCACCGACACGCUCAUCACGCUGCACAAGCAGGGGGAGCAGAUCAGCCGCACGCACGAGAAGGCCGUCGAGAUCGACCAGGACCUCACCAAGAGCGAGACCCUUCUCGGGAGCCUUGGAGGGUUCUUCUCCAAGCCAUGGAAGCCCAAGAAAACGAGGAAGAUCAAGGGACCUGCCGAGGUGUCUCGAGAUGACUCCUUCAAGAAGAAGGCGAGCCGCAUGGAGCAGAGGGACAAGCUGGGGCUGAGCCCCCGAGGCAAGAACGCCAAUCGCCAGUACGGCGAGGCCACCAGCGCCAUGGACAAAGUUCAGAUCGAGAAGCAGAAGCAGGACGACGCCCUCGAUGACCUCAGCGGCGUGCUGGGCCAGCUCAAGGGCAUGGCCGUCGACAUGGGCACCGAGCUUGACAGGCAAAACGAAGCGCUGGAUCAUCUGCAGGAUGACGUGGACGAGCUCAACUCCAGGGUGAAGGGAGCCAACCAACGUGCGCGCAAGCUGGCCGCCAAAUAGGCCGCCUCAAACAGCGUGGCAGGGGAGCUUUGCAUUUCUUGGACUUGAUUCAGCA